AAUGGGUCGAAUCCAAAAAAUCAUUGGAAGAUUCUAAAGAAAAUGCCUUUUGGAUGAAUUUGAAAUGAAAAAACAGCGAUUGAUGAAAGAAAACAAAAAGAAACUGGAAAUAAUGCAACUAGAGUAUGAAGAGAGAAAAAAGAGGGAAGAUGAGGUUGUGGGUCUUUCAUGAUAAUUGCUAGGUUAUGCAAGGCUGCUGUUGCAACAACUACUGGCUCAAUUUUUUCU
Acanthoscelides obtectus is the source of this 228-nucleotide messenger RNA. NCBI's taxonomy places the organism in Eukaryota, Metazoa, Arthropoda, Insecta, Coleoptera, Chrysomelidae. The record is from the annotation of a GenBank genome assembly.